AUGAUCGCGACAGUCCUUCGCCAGAGUCCGGUCAUCGCUGUUGAUAUGGCUAACUCCACCACAACCACAACAACGCCUUCCACCACCACAAGCGUUAGCCUUGGCGCCAACAACGGCGCAGAAACUAACACAAAUGCCACAGCUCCCGAGCUAAACGACUUGGACUACUUCGUCAACGUACUGCAAUUACGGGAUGGCAGAACAGAGAACCAGAUCGAGGAUGACCUUGUGUCUAAAGCGAGUGCCCUCGGCAUCUCGAGUGCACCAGUCGCUGAUAAACGCAACACGUCAAGCGUCGAGUCGGCUUCAACGGCCUACAAUGCGCGGACGUUCUCUAUGCUUUCCAGCGGUUCAACCAGUACCGCCUUGACAACACGCUCGUCAUUGUUUGGUCCGCCUACGCCUGACCCAGCGCCAUCAAGUGGUCGCCAAUCCAAUGAUCUUAGCUUUGGCCAAUACGAUCGAUACCUGUCUGUGAUUGAUCCUCACCAUAACCACCCAAAAACUACAAGACAAUCGCUUUUGCCCGCCGAUUCUCCUCCAAGCAUUUUUAGCGGCAAGACGAAACGCAGUUUAUUCAGUGUCAAAUCAGGAUUCAAAUUACGAUGGAAGAAGAGGUCCCCCCAGCCGAUUCAGGUCGUUCUGUGCGUAACCCGGACUCCGAUUGAUAUUGUCUUACAGGUCCAGAACAUACUGACUGUUGUCGUAGGACCUGUGUGA
Fusarium graminearum PH-1 is the source of this 720-nucleotide messenger RNA. RefSeq lists its product as uncharacterized. The transcript has a single exon. Lineage: Eukaryota; Fungi; Ascomycota; Sordariomycetes; Hypocreales; Nectriaceae. Bases 1 to 720 code for a protein of 239 amino acids. The record is from RefSeq and is a predicted model, not a curated record.